Messenger RNA from Hipposideros armiger (great roundleaf bat), 735 nucleotides. Its product is annotated as cytosolic carboxypeptidase 4-like. The annotation marks the transcript as partial. Lineage: Eukaryota; Metazoa; Chordata; Mammalia; Chiroptera; Hipposideridae. The transcript is spliced from 3 exons. The record is from RefSeq and is a predicted model, not a curated record.
AUGCUCGAUGAUGACUUGGAAACAGAUGUGAGCGAGCUGAGUUCCAGACCUGCUCUCGACCGCCCUGAAGAGGAACUGAUGCAAUACAAGGCCAUGUGUCUUGAGCUCUCCUGUAGCUUUGAGGAACUGCAGCCCAAACUUGGAGACGAUCUGAACUCGGAAGGGACUCAGUAUGCCAACCACCACCACCACAUUCCAGCUGACGCCUCCCCAAAGCAGCAUUGCUCAAAUAUGGACCAAAGCUCCUGGGAGCAAGAAAGAGAAGACACAGCCCAGACUUCCCUUCUGAGCAUGGUGAAAAGAGGGAGGUCCCCCAUGCAGCGAGCCUCCAAAAAAGGACCUGGAGUGAGCCUGCACCAAAAUGCACAACCCAGUGGCCUUGGAACGGAUUCUUCUGGAAAUGAAAUCCCUGACAUUCAGGCUUUCCUCAAGGAGGACGCUUGGGACAUAGAUAUGGUUUCCUGCCCAAUGAUGAGCACCUCCUUUCCCAGUUUCACUAGGCCUAGAGAAACUAUUGAAGUAAUAGAUAAGCUUCUGCAAACACANGCGAUGGCCGCGAUAAUGAGCGAGGAGGAGGAAGACGAGAGAUCUGUAUUAAGAGUUCACUGUGGCCUAGGGCGGGUCCCACGCAGAGGCCCAUGCUUCUGUCCUCUGCCCCAGCGCUUCUCCAAGUUGAACAAGCAUCAAGGUUACCUGCAGGGCUGCCAGCGCCCCAUCCUCAGAGUUCCUGACCCU